UUUUCCUAAAAAUGGAGAGCUUCUCAAUGAAAUGCUUCCUAUUAGGUUUUACAAUGCUUUCACUACAAAUCAACGGUCUCUACGGUUGCUUUCGAAACGAGAGACUAGCUCUGUUAGAUUUCAAAGCAUCUGUCCGAGAGAUUAGAGGUGAUAUUGCAGACUUGCUUAUGCCUUCAUGGACUAAGCUAGCUAAAAAUGGCGACUGCUGCAAAUGGGAGCGAGUCAAAUGCAACUCAACCACUGGCCGUGUCAACAUGCUUUUUCUCGACAGUGUUGGCCCAAAUUAUGAUGAUAUGAGCCGUUGGUACCCUAAUAUCUCAAUCUUUUACCCUUUAACACAGCUUCACACUCUUAAUUUAUCCUACAACGCCAUAGCUGGAUUCGUCGGCAUUCAAGAUUCCAAGAGUUUUAAUCUGAACAAACUAGAAACUCUGGAUUUGAGGGUGAAUUAUGUUGACAAGAGUGUGAUAAAGAGUUUGGGUCAAUUCAAAUCUCUCAAAUCCUUAUACCUGCAAAGUAAUCGUAUCACCGGUCCGCUAUCUGACCAAGGACUUUCUGCAUUUAGUAACUUGAAGAUCCUUAAUCUGCAAUCCAAUCAGCUCAACGGAACUCUGCCAAUUCAGUUUUUGGGAAAUUUCAGAAGUUUGGAGAUUUUAGACUUGAGUGGGAAUGAACUCACUGGUAGCAUUCCACCAAACAUAGGCCAUUAUCUAUAUUCUCUCAAGGUUUUAGCCCUGUCCAAGAAUUUUCUCAAUGGCUAUUUGCCAACUCCAGGUUUAUGUCAACUGCAGAAACUUGAAGAGCUUGAUCUUAGUCAGAACUCGUUUCGGGGUACUAUUCCUGAAUGCUUAGGAAAACUGUCAUAUCUUAGGCUGCUAGAUGUUUCUGAAAACCAGCUAUCAGGAAAAAUUUCUUCCUCUAUGGUAGCUGGUCUCACAUCACUCCAGUACAUUGAUCUCAGUCAUAACCGAAUCGAAGGCGUGCUCUCAUUCAGCUCGUUUUCUAAUCAUUCGCGGCUUGAAGUGGUUCAGAUUGUAAACAAUAGCAACAACUUAGAAAUUGAAACUGAAAAGCCAAGCUGGAUUCCUUCAUUUCAGUUAAAGGUCCUUCUGUUACCUAACUGUAAUCUGAACAAAUUCUCCGGAAUGAUUCCCAAGUUUCUUUUCCAGCAGCAUGAGUUGAGAAUCCUUGAUCUUUCUCACAAUAAUUUGAAAGGAAACCUUGAAUGGUUGCGUAUCAGCAAUACUAAACUCGAAUUUGUUUCUUUGAGGAAAAAUUCUUUCGUAGGCCAGCUUGUUUUACCGCCACUUCCGAAGUGCUUGUGGAUUGAUGUAUCCGAAAAUCAGCUACACGGGAAAAUUCAAACCAAUAUCGCGAAGAUUCUUCCCAAUGUAAUUUACUUGAAUAUUUCGAAAAAUGCUUUUGAAGGUGUAAUUCCAUCUUCAAUUGGCAACAUGAUCUACUGGACUUCAAGUCAUACCGAUGACAGGUAUCCUUUAUACAAAGGCGACAUACCCAACUUCAUGUCUGCAUUGGAUGUGUCGUCUAACAAGCUGAGUGGAGAAAUCCCUCGUGAACUCGGAAAGCUAAAUCAGUUACGUGCAAUGAACUUGUCUCACAAUCAGUUGACAGGCUCCAUCCCGACAACUUUAUCAAAUUUGAGCCAAAUCGAUAGCAUGGACCUCUCUCACAACGGCUUGAGCGGAAGAAUCCCGCAGGAACUGAAAGAUCUGCGUUACCUCAAGUUCUUUAGUGUCGCUUACAACAAUUUAUCAGGUAGAAUUCCAGAUUUCGGCCCCGAUUUUGGAACUAUUGAUAACAGCAGCUUUCAAGGAAAUCCAUUGCUAUGUGGGGUACCAUUAAUUAAGAGGUGCAAACAAGGAUCUGAUGAAGGAACAAGAACUUAACUCAAAAUUUUGCUACCCAACUCUUCAUACUGUUAUUUUCUGUUAAUCAGCAGUUAAUGUCUGAACGUUGAGGUAAAUGUAAUGUGAACGUUGCAAUUUUAGCCUAAUAGCCUAAAAAAUCUAAAUGUUAA
Molecule: messenger RNA, 2038 nt
Organism: Mercurialis annua (annual mercury)
Lineage: Eukaryota; Viridiplantae; Streptophyta; Magnoliopsida; Malpighiales; Euphorbiaceae
Product: receptor like protein 21-like
Exons: 5
Coding region: 12-1907 (631 amino acids)
Molecular function (GO): protein binding
Source: RefSeq, a predicted model, not a curated record